Entelurus aequoreus (snake pipefish) is the source of this 3219-nucleotide messenger RNA. Its product is annotated as tryptophan 5-hydroxylase 1-like. NCBI's taxonomy places the organism in Eukaryota, Metazoa, Chordata, Actinopteri, Syngnathiformes, Syngnathidae. Gene Ontology annotation, cellular component: neuron projection. Gene Ontology annotation, biological process: aromatic amino acid metabolic process; serotonin biosynthetic process. The transcript is spliced from 11 exons. Gene Ontology annotation, molecular function: iron ion binding; tryptophan 5-monooxygenase activity. Bases 47 to 1438 code for a protein of 463 amino acids. The record is from RefSeq and is a predicted model, not a curated record.
AGAAGAACUUGUCGUGACUUUGGACCAGGAGAAGACCCACGACUCGAUGGACAAAAUAACACAUACCAGUAAAUGUGAGCAGGGCAGCAAUGGAAGCGCCUCUGAGCAAGGCAGGGCCACGAUCGUCUUUUCUCUGAAAAACCAAAUAGGUGGUCUGGCUAACGCGCUCAAGGUGUUCCAGGAAAAACACGUCAACCUGGUUCACAUCGAGUCCCGGAAGUCCAGACAAAAUAAUUCUGAAUUGGAGAUCUUUGUGGAUUGUGACUGCGACCGCCGGCAGCUCAAAAUGCUGACUCAGCUGCUCCGGAAGCAAACAGACAUCGUUGAAGUUUUUCCAGCACGGGUCAUUCAGGUGUUGGUCAUUCCAGAUGUGCCAGGUGUUCCCUGGUUCCCGAAGAAGAUCUCCGAUUUGGAUUUCUGCAACCAGGUUCUGAUGUACGGAUCAGAGUUGGACGCCGAUCACCCGGGAUUCCAAGAUGGCGUUUACCGCCACAGGAGGAAAUACUUUGCAGAUCUGGCUUCCAACUACAAGCACGGAGACCCGAUCCCUCGCGUGGAGUUCACGGCGAGUGAGGUGCAGACGUGGACUCAGGUGUACCGGGAACUCAACAAGCUGUAUCCCACCCACGCCUGUCGGGAAUACUUGAAGAACAUCCCCCUGCUGGUGGAGCGGUGUCACUACAGGGAGGACAACAUCCCCCAGCUGGAGGAUGUUUCACGCUUCCUCAAAGAGCGCACAGGCUUCUCCAUCCGGCCCGUAGCAGGCUACUUGUCGCCCAGGGACUUCCUAGCAGGUCUGGCCUUUAGAGUCUUCUACUGCACUCAGUACAUCCGCCACGCCUCAGACCCCUUCUACACGCCUGAACCGGACACCUGUCACGAGCUGCUGGGUCACGUCCCCCUGCUGGCCGAGCCCAGCUACGCUCAGUUCUCUCAGGAACUCGGACUGGCGUCGCUCGGCGCCUCCGACGACGCCGUGAAGAAACUGGCCACGUGUUACUUCUUCACCGUGGAGUUUGGACUCUGCAAGCAGGACGGCAGACUGCGGGUCUACGGAGCUGGACUGCUCUCGUCCAUCAGCGAGCUCAAGCACGCAUUGACGGACAAGGCUCGCGUCCUUCCGUUCGACCCCGCCGUGACCUGCAGUCAGGAGUGCAUCAUCACGACGUUCCAGGACGUCUACUUUGCUUCGGAGAGUUUUGAGGAAGCCAAGAACAAGAUGCGGGAGUUCGCCAAAACCAUCCGUCGCCCCUUCGCCAUCCACUACGACCCGUACACUCAGAGCGUGGAGGUCCUGAAAGACGUGGGGAGCGUCAGCAACAUGGUUAAGGACAUAAGACAUGAGCUUGACACCGUGGAGGACGCCCUGGACCGGCUCGACAAGUGCCCCAGACUCAGAGGCGAGAGCAAAGACGUUGGAGGACGGAUCGGUGCGUGAUGUGACGACCGGUCUGUCCACCAUUUGUUGGAAGUACGGUGGAACAUCUGAAGUCCAACACCCCUGAAGUAGCACAGUUACUUAUAUUUGCCUACACAUUGGUCAUAGUUUUUACAGUGUAGUUCCACUGGUAUUUAUUUAAUUCUGUCGACUGAGAUGCCAGGUUUUUACCGUAACAUUUUCACAGUGUAAUACUUUCAUCCAUUAUCUUUUAUGGUUUUGAUGAGAAAGACUUAAAAUAAUUGUGUUAUUCGUAAAAAUGUCAGGUUCAAAUACUGAUGACAUCUAUUGAAUAAGACAAGAAGCAAGGAAUUAAACAGAGACAGAAUUAAAUGUGACUCAAUUGAGGAGAGACGUCUGGACUGUACACUUUGUACAGUCUCACCACGCUCCUGACGAAAGAUUGUACGCCUCCUCUUUUAUUUGGACUUUCCCUGAUUACAUGGCAACAGCUGUUUCUAAGGGACGGGGGUCAUAAACAGCCAUCGCCUUUGGUUACAGAACAGUUCAACAGAGGUGUGGACUCGAGUCACAUGACUUGGACUCGAGUCAGACUCGAGUCAUGAAUUUGAUGACUUUAGACUCGACUUGACAAAAUGUAAAGAGACUUGCAACUCGACUUAGACUUUAACAUCAAUGACUUGUGACUUCACUUGGACUUGAGCCUUUUGACUUGACAUGACUUGCUACUUUCCCCAAAACCCAAAUCUUAAAAAGUUAUUUGGGAGCGCUCCGUAUCUUUCAUUUUGUACGUGUCUGUCUGUCUAUCAGCGUGUGUGCUGCCUGUCAGCUGGUGCGCUGUCAGUACAACAGCCAAUCAAAUUAGCUAUACGUUGUUUUCAUCACACAGCAUUCAUCCAAUCAAAUUGCAGGACAACCACCGAACAAGAGUUGUCAAACAAUGCGGCAGAGAGAAACAAUUAUGCCAAAGUUGGUUUCGUUCGGGUAUAAAAACUACGACUUGGUCAACAAAAAACGAAUUGCGUAUGCAAAUCACGCAGUUCGAAUAUUACAGACGGAGACGCAACAACUUCCAACUUCCAACUUCGUUCGACAUUUGAAGUUGCCCAAAGAAGGGUAAGUUUUGAAUGUAAGAUAACGUUUAUUGGCUAAGUAACAUGACUUUUAUUUGCUGUGUAGUUAAAUCAGUGAGGCUGUAAACUCACUGCUAACGUUAUAACCAUAGACAUGUUUUAAGGGUACGCAGCAUUGAGCGCUACUGCCUACUGGCGCAGACGAGACGCGGGGCCGCCAUCUUGGAGUGGUGAUCCGCUCCACUCAGUGCAAUUCAUUUGUCAGGAGCAAUGAACUGUCAGCGCAUUUAAUUCAUUUUACCUCACUGAAUACCACUGAUUUUCACGCGGUUUUUUGUCAUACGUGUAGCUAUGAUAACGGACACAUGUUUUGGCAAGUUUUAUUAUUCAUAGUUUGCUUAACAGUAAUAUAAUAUUCUUAUACGCUAUAAGUGACCAGACGUCCGAGAUCAAAACUGGGAAUAUAAUCCCAGAGAAAGGGGAAAAAACGGUAAACUAUUUUUAAAUUGAAGAAACAAUAUGAUUAGGUUAUAUAUACAUGCGUAUAUCCUACAUAAACAAUGUAUGAAUACAUUAGAUAUAUAUAUACAGUAUAUCUUAGGGACCUAUAGACUGUAUCUCUGUUGCUGCAGCAGCAGAGAGUUUAUUCUGUCUUGACACUUUGUAUUGAUAUUUUGUAUUACAUUCUUCCCUUAAAUGAUCAUGUUUACAGUGAUUGUUAUGUAUGUAUUUUUUAUGUAUGUCGCU